AUGAAAAUAAACAAAACUAUUCAAAAUGACAAAGUUUUGAUUCUAAUAAGCUUGAUUGUUCGUAUUUAUAGUUUCAAGUUGAAAGAGGAAGCAGGAUCAGACGAUCCAUUCAUUCGUCUUAAAGAAAAACUUGAUAGAAAUUUACCUCCAGAAGAUUCCAAUUAUGCUGCAACUCUUCUGAGUGAAUAUUUUGAACAAGUAGCUGAUCGAUAUACUCUCCCCUUGAUAGAAGACUUUGAUGAUAUUUACGACUUCAUUAUUAUUGGAAGCGGACCAGGCGGUUCAGUUAUGGCCAACAGGUUGUCGGAAAUUCAGGACUGGAAAAUUCUGCUUUUGGAAGCUGGUGAACAAGAAAGUCCUCUGACUGAUGUGCCUCUACUUGCUAGUGUGUUGCAGAGAUCUAAAUAUGAUUGGAAUUAUAAAACUGAACCACAAACCCGAUGUUGUUUGGACGAACAAGGCUACUGCUCUUAUCCUAGAGGUAAAGCCUUAGGAGGAACAAGUGUUAUAAAUGGAAUGCUGUAUGCCCGAGGAAAAUCUGAAGACAUGCACGUUGAAAAUCUACAGAGUUCACCUUACCAUAGUACUGGUGGGUAUUUGACCAUAGAUUCCAAUAAAUUUGAAACACCGUUGGACGAAGCAUUGAUAGAAGCAGGAAGAGAGUUAGGGUAUGAAGAAAACGAUAAUAACGGUGCCAAUCAAACUGGUAUUAUACGUCCUCAAAGUUUUCUCAGGGAUGGUAGUAGAUGCAGUGCAAAUAAAGCUUUUAUAAAGCCUGUUGUUUCCAGAAAGAAUUUGUCAAUCGCCACUGGCGCAUUUGUCAAGAAUAUUUUAAUUGAUUCCGUGAACAAAACGGCGUAUGGUGUCUAUUUCACUAAAAAUAAUAAAGAUUAUACUGUCUAUGUCAGUAAAGAAGUUAUACUUAGCGCUGGUGCAUUGAACUCACCGAAAAUCCUAAUGUUAUCUGGCAUAGGACCAAAAAAACAUCUGGAAGACAAAGGAAUACAAGUGAUAAAAGAUUUACCUGUAGGCAAAGGAUUAAAAGAUCACCUUGGGAUUGAUAUAAGGUUCGAUAUUAAUGGUGAAGUGGAAGUAGACAUCGGAGUUUUAGCAUCUAAUGAACAUGUCACAGACUAUUUUGAAAAUGGCAUAGGACCACUCACACUUGCUGAAGGAAUGAUCACUGUAGGAUCACAGAAAAAAAGAGAUUCAUUUUAUGCUACUGUUAUGUUGAUGCAUCCAAAGAGUGAAGGAGAUGUUGAACUAUAUAGUCAAGACCCUACAGAUCCUCCAAAAAUUAAUCCAAAUUGCUUUGAAGAAUCUGAGGACCUGGAAACUUUAGUAGAGGGACUAAAAUUGGCAGUGGCCUUUACUCGCACUAAAGCAUUAUCUACCUUCAAUGCAACUUUAUAUCUUCCUCCUGAUGCAGAAUGUGAUCACUUGGAAAAGGAGUCAGAUGCAUAUUUUAGAUGCUUUUUGCGCAAUACUAGGUCUGCGGAUCAUCAGAUAGGUACUUGCCGGAUGGGUCCAGUCAGUGACCCCAAGAGCGUUGUGGAUCCAACUUCUUUGAAACCUUAUGGGAUCCAAGGUCUUAGAGUGGUUGAUGCUUCAAUAAUUCCGAUUCCUCCUACUGGACACACCACUUCAAUAGUCUAUAUGAUUGGUGAAAAAGCUGCAGAUUUUGUCAAAAAAGACUGGACGUAA
Messenger RNA from Ctenocephalides felis (cat flea), 1704 nucleotides. Its product is annotated as glucose dehydrogenase [FAD, quinone]-like. Lineage: Eukaryota; Metazoa; Arthropoda; Insecta; Siphonaptera; Pulicidae. The transcript is spliced from 5 exons. The record is from RefSeq and is a predicted model, not a curated record. Gene Ontology annotation, molecular function: oxidoreductase activity, acting on CH-OH group of donors; flavin adenine dinucleotide binding. The coding region runs from base 1 to 1704 and encodes 567 amino acids.